Molecule: messenger RNA, 2487 nt
Organism: Acanthochromis polyacanthus (spiny chromis)
Lineage: Eukaryota; Metazoa; Chordata; Actinopteri; Pomacentridae
Gene: ctnnbl1
Product: catenin, beta like 1
Exons: 16
Coding region: 138-1865 (575 amino acids)
Cellular component (GO): spliceosomal complex
Source: RefSeq, a predicted model, not a curated record
GACAAUGAAAAAGACUGCUUUACGGCAGGCGUGUGUACAUGGAGAGCUGUUGCUAGCUGAAUAGCUAACUGCUUAGUGCUGCAGACUCUUUUUUAAAUUUCCAAACCAAACGAAGUUAAGGCUUCUAACCUGCACAAAUGGAUGUCGGAGAGCUCCUGAACUAUCAGCCUGACAGAGGAGCAAAGCGUCCCAGGGAGGAGGAUGGAGGGUCAGCAGGAGCAGAGGAGGACUUGAGGGGAGGGAAGCAGCAGAAAGGACUGUCUAGGUACCGGGAGGCAGCAGUAGGCAUAGGAAUAGAAGCAGGAAUUGAUAUUAGAGAGAAUGAAGAGCUGACCGGGGACAAGAAGAAGAUCCUGGACAGACUGAUGGACCAGGAUGAAGAAGAACUGGAGGCAGAGCCGGUCGAUGAGAGCUCAGUGAAGAAAAUGAUCUUGACCUUUGAAAAAAGGUCGUACAAAAACCAGGAACUGAGGAUUAAGUUUCCAGACAAUCCAGAGAAGUUCAUGGAGUCAGAGCUGGAUCUGAAUGACAUUAUCCAGGAAAUGCACGUGAUCGCCACGAUGCCAGAUCUGUACCACCUGCUGGUGGAGCUCAACGCUGUCCACUCACUGCUGGGUCUCCUUAGUCAUGAAAACACUGAUGUGGCCAUAGCGGUGGUGGACCUGCUGCAGGAGCUGACAGAUAUCGACACACUCCAUGAGAGUGAGGAGGGUGCUGAGGUGCUCAUAGAUGCUCUGUUGGAAGGUCAGGUGGUGGCCUUGCUGGUGCAGAACAUGGAGCGGCUGGAUGAGCAGGUGAAAGAGGAAGCUGAUGGCAUCUACAACACACUGGCUAUCACAGAAAAUAUGGCCGAGUUCAGACCAGGCCUGUGCACCGAGGCAGCCCAGCAGGGACUUAUGCAGUGGCUGCUCAAGAGAAUCAAGGCAAAGAUGCCGUUUGAUGCUAACAAGCUGUACUGCAGUGAAAUUCUGGCCAUCUUGCUGCAAAACAAUGACAAUACCAGAGAGCUACUGGGUGAGAUGGAUGGCAUUGAUGUGUUACUGCAGCAGCUAUCUGUGUUCAAGCGCCAUAACCCGUCGACAGCUGAAGAACAGGAAAUGAUGGAGAACUUGUUUGACGGUCUAUGUUCUUGCCUCAUGCUUCCCACCAAUCGGGACCGCUUCCUCAGAGGAGAAGGGCUUCAGCUAAUGAAUCUCAUGCUUAGAGAAAAGAAAAUGUCUCGAACCAGUGCUCUGAAGGUCCUGGACCAUGGGAUGAUUGGACCAGAGGGAGCAGAUAACUGCCACAAGUUUGUGGACAUCCUGGGCUUGAGGAACCAUCUUUCCUCUUUUCAUGAAAACCCCCAAAAGAUGAAGAAAACUGGUGCUUCAGAGAAAGAGCAUGAAGAGCACGUCUGCUCCAUCAUCGCUUCCAUGCUGAGAAAUCUCAAGUCCCAACAGAGAAGCAGACUCCUCAACAAGUUCACAGAGAACGACUGUGAGAAGGUUGAUCGACUGAUGGAGUUGCAUUUUAAGUACCUGGAGGCUGUUCAACAGGCUGACAAGAGGAUCGAAGGGGAGAAACAUGAGAUGGUUCGUCAGGGGGAGAUCCUGGAUGACAGCAUGGAGGAUGAGUUCUACCUUCGCCGCCUGGACGCCGGACUAUUUGUCCUUCAGUUGAUCUGUUACAUUAUGGUGGAGAUCAGCAACUCAGGGAUCUCACAGCUGCAGCAGAGAGUCCAUCAGAUUCUCAACCUUAGAGGAGGCUCGGUCAAAGUGGUGCGCCACAUCAUGAGAGAGUACGCUGAGAGCAUUGGAGACGGCAAGAGUGAUGAGUUCAAAGAGGCCGAACGGAAAAGGAUCAUGGACCUUGUUGACAAUUUCUAAUCUCACCGUUUCUCUCUCUCUCUCUCUCUCUCUCUCUCUCUCUCUCUCUCUCUCUCUCUCUCUCUCUCUCUCUCUCUCUCUCUCUCUCUCUCUCUCUCUCUCUCUCACACACACACACACACAUACAUACACACUCAAAUACAAAUGAUUUGUCCUUCCACGUGGGACUGAUAAAGGCACAGAAGCACUGCUAAAACUGAUUGGACUAAAAGCAAUCCUUCCUUAGUGACUUAUUUUUAUGCUUUUGUAAAAAUUUAAUAACACAUUGUACAUUGCAACUUUUACUUUGGGGAAAAGAAAGCAAAAUUCAUAUCAGAGAAACUCGAGAAAUAACUUCAAACUUUCGUUAUUUAAUUGUUAUCGGUCUAAUGAAAACAGUAUGUGUGGAAGCAGAAAACUGUAGCUCGACAGAAGCCCACAGCCAACGUGAGAUGUUUUCGGAGCGACAGCGCUGUUUAUUUUCUGUUCUGUGGUGUUGAACACUGCGGGAUAAUUGUGGACACUUUGCAGAGAUCUGCAAACUCAAUAUCUCUCCCUCGGCUCCCCUACUUUACCUGCUCUGUUUGUUUUGGAUUUAGGUGUAUAAUAUUUUCUAAUAAAACAUUUGGUAAUAAAAUCCUGA